Molecule: messenger RNA, 2324 nt
Organism: Neofelis nebulosa (Clouded leopard)
Lineage: Eukaryota; Metazoa; Chordata; Mammalia; Carnivora; Felidae
Gene: CCDC181
Product: coiled-coil domain containing 181
Exons: 6
Coding region: 88-1632 (514 amino acids)
Molecular function (GO): microtubule binding
Source: RefSeq, a predicted model, not a curated record
GGAAGCGCGCCUGGAGGAGCAGGUGUUCUCAGGCUGCCGUCUGCGCCUGCGCUGGUCCACCGCGCCCUCGUAGUAAGAGAGGCCCGGAUGGAGGACGCGGAGACGCGCCGUUGCUAUGCCACCUGGGUCCUGGCCGCCUGGGGAGCAGCAUUAUUCUAUAACAAACAGAAAAUGGAUGAAAAUAAAGAUAUGGACUCAAAAGAAAGUGGAGAAUAUGAAGAUGACUUUGAAAAGGACCUGGAAUGGUUAAUUAAUGAAAAAGAAAAAGGUGGUACCAGCAUAAUAGAGAUGGCUUGUGGGAAUGAAGAGAAUAUUAACCAAGAAUUAAAAGACAAUGAAACAGAAACAGAACACACUGAACAGAGUUCUGAUCCUGACAAAUCUUUGAAGGAUGAAGUUUCACCAAGAAGAAAUGACUUCAUUUCUGUACCAAGUAUUCAACCUUUGGAUCCUGUAUCCGAUUCAGAUAGUGAAAACUCUUUCCAGGAAUCCAAAGUAGAAAGCCAGAGAGCCCUGGAGGAGGAAGAGGAUGAGGAAGUAAGGAGAUAUAUUAUGGAAAAAAUUAUACAAGCCAACAAGAUUCUACAGAAUCAAGAACCUGUGAAUGAUAAAAGGGAACGGAAGCUUAAGUUCAAAGACAAAUUAGUUGAUCUGGAAGUUCCUCCACUGGAAGACGCUGAUACUUACAAAAAUUAUCUUGAAAAUGAAAGUAGUAUGUCUGGAAAACUCUCACAGUUAUGUAUUUCCAAGGAAUUUGGACAAGAAAAUGUGCUCGUGUCACUAACUGAUGGAAAUGGUGACGAGAACAAGGAUAGGAAAAUUCUAGUCGAGAGAGAUGGAAAGUUUGAACUUCUGAAUUUACAAGACAUUGAGAGUCAGGGGGUUUUGCCCCCCAUUAAUACUAAUAGUACAGAAAACGAGCCUCACCAGUUGUCAUCCAGAUCUUCCAACUCAAAUGUCAAUGGUGUCAAGAAAGAAGAGCCGAUAGCAAAGAUUCAUGCUGUUGCUCAUUCAUCAACAGAAGAGCCACUGGCUUAUAUCCCUCAGCCACCAGCCAACCCCAAGACUCGUCCAAGUUCUGCUGCCAACUCAGAUCGAAGUAAGGGGAAUGGGAAACCUAAUCACAGGACACAGUCUGCAAAUACACCUCCAGUGACCUCAACAUAUUGUCUUUCCUCUCGACAGAAAGAACUGCAAAAACGGCUAGAACAAAAGAGAGAAAAGCUAAAGAGAGAGGAAGAACAACGAAAAAUAGAAGAAGAAAAAGAAAAGAAAAAAGAGAAUGACAUGGUAUUUAAAGCAUGGUUGCAAAAGAAAAGAGAGCAGGUCAUAGAAAUGAGGAGAAUUCAGCGAGCAAAGCAAAUCGAAGACAUGAAUAGCAGACAGGAAAACAGAGAUCCACAACAAGCUUUUCGAUUAUGGCUUAAAAAAAAGCACGAAGAGCAGCUGAGAGAAAGAAAGACAGAAGAACUACGAAAGCAGGAGGAAUGUUUAUUCUUCCUUAAAGGGACCGAAGGCCGCGAAAGGGCCUUUAAACAAGAAACGGACCAAAGACUGUUUACAGCUUCUCUUAUACACUCCUCAGAAAAACUGAAUAAAGAGUUGCAUUUCCCAAGAAAUAUUUUUAUGUAAAGACAGACAGGCUGAGGAGGAAGAUCUGUACAAACCAAAUGGAAAAAGAGAUUUUGGACACAUACUUUCAAGGCAAACCUGAUCUUUUCAGUUACCUGGUGGAUACUUUGUAUUACCUGACUAAUUGUGAGGAAACAGACCUGGUUUCAGAAUUUUGCCAGCAGGCCUUGGGAGAGGGAAUGAGUCCAGUUGUUUGAAGUUCCUUUCUUUCCUGUCUUUUUUGCUGUCUCUGUCUUUGUUUCUGUGCUUCUUUCUUCCUUUCCUUUUUUUUUUUUUAACAUAUAAUUAUCAUAACAGAAGCAGUAAAUGUGCAUUGUGGAAAUGGAGGCAGCAAAGUCACAUUUUCAUCACCCAGAGAUCACUGUUAGUACCUUAGUGCAUAUCUUUUCUCUAUACAUACAUUUAUAAUUUUAAAAUAUAAAUUGAGAUCAUACUGGUUAUACUGUUCUGUAAUCUGCUUAUUUUUAUUGACGAUCUCAUCUAAUACCCAGUCCAGAAUCCUAUUUUUUCCCAAUUGACCCCUAAAUGACUACAGUUAAUUUGCUCAAAGUAGUGUCUAAUUCAGGACCACACAACCUUGGCUUAGAUGCUUCAGUCUAUUCAGUUCUGACACAGUUAUUUCGUUGUUUAGGGUUAUUUCUGAAAACAAGUGUGUAUACGCACACAUACCACAUAUAUACUUUCAUGUGUGU